AUGGACCGCAUGCGUUCCGUCACAGUGCUGCUAUGCAGAGGUUUGCUUCUCUGCUUCCCCAGGCAUAUAAAGAGUUUGUGUCCCACAACUGCAGAUUACUCCUCACGUGUGAGGAAGUGA
Molecule: messenger RNA, 120 nt
Organism: Chondrus crispus (carragheen)
Lineage: Eukaryota; Rhodophyta; Florideophyceae; Gigartinales; Gigartinaceae
Exons: 1
Coding region: 1-120 (39 amino acids)
Source: RefSeq, a predicted model, not a curated record